This is a messenger RNA of Knipowitschia caucasica, 1314 nucleotides long. Lineage: Eukaryota; Metazoa; Chordata; Actinopteri; Gobiiformes; Gobiidae. The record is from the annotation of a GenBank genome assembly.
AUGAAGAGAGACCUGGUCCAGAGUGUCAGAGGAAAGUGCGGCGGAGAGAUGCGUGUGAAUCAGUACAUGGUGCAGAGUCCGCCAUACCACAGCCGCUGCAGCCUGACAGACACUUCAGAGGAGGGGCCAGUGGAGGGGGAGGAGCCUGAGCAGAAGGCCACACCCCUCCAGCGCCUCACCUUUGACAUGUGUCACAACCAGCACACCAUAAAGGAGCUGGUGAUUGGGCGCCGAGUGGGCUUCUACAAGGUCCGAGGGGAGAUCGGCUAUGGAACCUUCUCCCGAGUCAAGAUGGCCUUCCAUGCUCUCACCAAAGACAAAGUGGCGAUGAAGAUCCUGGACAAAGCUCGCCUGGACCCCACGGCUCAGCGCCUGCUGCACAGAGAGAUUGUGGGCCUGGAGAGUCUGCGGCACCCCAACGUGGUGCGACUGUAUGAGGUGGUGGACACACCCAGCCGCCUCCACCUGGUGUUGGAGUAUGCAGGCGGAGGAGACCUGGCUGACCACAUCUACACCCAUGGCCGGCUCUCAGACCACCGCAGCAAGAUCAUCUUUGCCCAGAUCCUUGCUGCUGUCAAGUAUAUGCACAGUCAGAACUUCAUCCAUCGGGACUUGAAGGCGGAGAACGUGCUCUUCACCCUUAGCGGCUGUGUGAAAGUGGCUGAUCUGGGAUUCAGCACUCGUCUGUCCGCACGCACACAGCUCCUGGAGACUCAGUGCGGUUCGCCUCCCUACGCAGCGCCAGAGCUCUUUCAGGACGAGCCAUACUUGGGCCCGCCAGUGGACGUGUGGGCCAUGGGUGUGCUGCUGUUCUUCAUGGUGACGGCGAGCAUGCCAUUCCGCGCAGAAACCAUGGGCAAGCUGCGGCGGCGCAUUGUGAGUGGAGAGUUUGAAAUGCCUGUGUGCGUGUCAGCUCCAUGCCAGAGGCUGCUCCGAGGAAUCCUCCGGCAUGCCCCCGAGGACAGGUGUGCUGUUGACCAGAUACUGGGCUGUGAUUGGCUGCUGCCCGUCGAGUUCUCGUGGAACUUGGGGGCCGCGGAAUGUGGAGGCGCAGCUGAUUCGGAUGUGGAGGAGGACGUCAGAGCUGCCAUGUGCGAGCUGGGCAUCACAAUGGAGCACCUCGGGAACAAUCCCCUGGGGGACACCCGCAGCCCACUCUGGGGGGUGUAUCGUAUCCUGCAUCACCGUGCCGAGCUGGCCCAUGGAGCCGACUGUCUGCCUACAAUCAGAGGGGUGGUCCGGGACCCCAAACGAGAGGGGCUCCGGGCCUACAGGGGCCUCAGACACACCUCCAAGUUCUGUUCCAUCCAAUGA